Heteronotia binoei (common prickly gecko) is the source of this 963-nucleotide messenger RNA. RefSeq names its product olfactory receptor 2A25-like. Gene Ontology annotation, biological process: G protein-coupled receptor signaling pathway. Lineage: Eukaryota; Metazoa; Chordata; Lepidosauria; Squamata; Gekkonidae. The coding region runs from base 1 to 963 and encodes 320 amino acids. Gene Ontology annotation, cellular component: membrane. Gene Ontology annotation, molecular function: olfactory receptor activity; G protein-coupled receptor activity. The record is from RefSeq and is a predicted model, not a curated record. The transcript has a single exon.
AUGGAUCAUCCACUCCAAAUAUUGCAGAAUGACACAGCUGUCACUGAAUUUAUACUCCUGGGACUCUCCAGCAACCCUGAAGCCCAGCUCAUUCUCUUUGGUCUCUUCCUGCUCAUCUACUUGGUGGCCCUAUUUGGGAAUAUUCUUAUCCUUCUUGCCAUCAGCUUGGACAGCAAACUUCAUAUCCCCAUGUAUUUCUUCCUAGGCAAUCUCUCUGUGGUAGACAUCGGAUAUACAACUUCCACUGUUCCCAAGAUGCUGAUGAAUUACUUGUCUCAGGACAAAACUAUCUCUCUUUCUGGCUGCUUCUCCCAGAUGUAUUUCUUCAUCUCUUUUGGUGGCAUUGAAUGUCUCCUGCUGGGUGUCAUGGCCUAUGACCGAUAUGCUGCCAUUUGUCAUCCACUACAUUACAGUGUGCUUAUGAGCCACAAAGUUUGUGCCUCUUUAGCAGCCACUGCUUGGUUUCUGGGCUUGGCUAAUUCAGGUGUGCACUCUGGCCUGAUGUCCCUUUUGUCCUUCUGUCAGAACAAUGUAAUCCAUCACUUUUUCUGUGACAUCCCACAUCUUUUGCAGCUUUCUUGCUCUAGCACUCAAGUCAACCAUAUUGCCAUCUUUAUGGUGGGUGGAAGUGUGAUAAUUGGUUCCUUUCUGUGUACACUGGUCUCAUAUGUCUACAUCAUGACAUCCAUCCUCAGAAUCAAAACAAAGGAGAGACGUCUCAAAGCCUUCUCCACCUGUUCUUCUCACCUCAUUGUGGUCAACAUAUUUUAUGGCACUGCAAUCAUUACAUAUAUUCUCCCCAACUCUACUUCUCAGAAAAUGGUCUUGUCUGUUUUUUAUGGUAUCAUAGCAACUAUGCUUAAUCCAGUCAUCUACAGCUUGAGGAACAGGGAUGUACAAAAUGCCCUUCGGAAAGAAUGGGUAGGACAAAUCAGAAGGAAUUGUUUUUCAGGGCUUAUAUGA